AUGGACGCAUCGUACCACAGCCGCCUCCUGGGACGGGCGCAGCAGGUGGCUUCGUGGUCGCUGCGCCGCUUCCUGGGCAGGCGGCAGAGAGACUCGCACGACUCCGGCUCGGACGACCAACAGCAGCAGCAGCAGCAGCAGCAGCAGCAGCAGGGACCGGGCCCCCACGGCGCGGCGGACAACUUUGCGCCCGACUGGCGGGGCAUACGGCAGGGGUGGCCGGCGGGCGUGACGUGUUCGCACCUGACCGAGUCGUGGUUUGCGGCCGACGACGGUGCUGUGUGCUGCUGCUGCGGCGGAGGGGAGGCGGCGAUGGUGGAGGAGGAGGAGAACGAGGAGAACGAGGACGAGAGGCGGAACAGGCACGUGGAGGAGGUGGCGCGCCACACGCUCGCCGAGAUGCUGCGGGACGCGGUCCCGUUUGCGCUGUCGGACGGCACGGCGUCCGGGCGGGCGGAUCCCAGGGUCGUGCGGGCGGCCAGGGCGAGGCUGCUCCGGGCUUUUGACGAGGAUGUUGCUGGGGAGGGUGGGGAUGCGUUUGGGAUUAGGAGGAAGCAAAAGAAGAAGAAAAAGAAGAAAGAGACGAGGGAUAUUAGGGGAGGGAGACAGAAGAGGACAGAGGAGGAUGGUGGCGAGGGAGCAGCAUAUCAGCAACAAAUGGCGCAGAAGCAGCACCGGCACCAGCCACGACAACCACGCACGUUCCACCGGUUCCCAGACCUCCCCGCCGAGCUGCGGCUCGAGAUCUGGUCGCUGGCGCUGCGGCAGCGCAGCCGCGGGCUCGGGGUCGGCGUGGUGCGCGGCUGGCGGUAUAACUGGCACGCCGACGUGCCGCGUCCGGCGCUGGCGGGCGUCUGCCGCGAGGCGAGGGACGUGGUGCUCUCGGCGACGGUGGCGGGUGCCGCGACGGGCCUGACGAUCCACGACCGUCUGGACCUGGGCAACUCGCCCGACGGACGUAGGCUCGCGGGCCUGCUGGGCUGCGUCGGCAGGCUGCGCGGCGGCGUGGUCCUCGGGCUGAACCACUUCCUCGGCCGCGGGCAGGCAAUCCAGGACGACGGGCUGCUGGGGCUGGACCUGGCGCGGCUGGCGGGCGGGCGCGGGGGCGCGCCGUCGCUCGGCGCGGUGCUGAGGGAGGUCCUGGCGGGCGGGUCCGCGGUGCUGGUCACGGUGCAGACGGUGUACGUCACGCUGGGGUCCGGGACGGCGGCGCGGGAAGGGCCCGGCGGCGGCGUCGAGGGCUACCUGCAGCGGCUGCAGGCGGUCGGGGAGUUCGACAAUGUCGAGCAGGUGGACGUGGGCGCGGGGCAAGGGUCCCGCCUCGACGAGGCGGGAAACGUCGACGCCAGCGCGUACUGGCGGCAGAUGAUCCCGCACGAGGCCUGCCACCACGUCACCGAGGUGGUGCCGCUGGGCGACGCGGCGGGGAUGCGCAGGAUCCUGGCCGUCGGCGAGGCCACGGGCCAGUGGCACGGCGGGAGGAGGCCCAGGCUGCUGGCACUGGGGCACCACUCACAUGCGUUUUGUCUGGACAAGUGUCUGGGCGAGUGGUGGGAGAGAUGCGGGCGGCAGACGGUCAGGGCGGGGAUGGAGAGGGUGAUGCGGGCGGAUGCUGAUGAUAAUGAGGAGGAGGAGGAGGAGGAGGAGGAGUUGGUGCUCCCGGAGGUGGUGCCGGCGGUGCGGUUCAAGAUCCAGUGGCCUGGGCUGCAGCCGCCCAAGAUUGUUGACGGCGAGGUCUGUUGGGACGCGUGA
Molecule: messenger RNA, 1752 nt
Organism: Pyricularia pennisetigena
Lineage: Eukaryota; Fungi; Ascomycota; Sordariomycetes; Magnaporthales; Pyriculariaceae
Exons: 1
Coding region: 1-1752 (583 amino acids)
Source: RefSeq, a predicted model, not a curated record